This is a messenger RNA of Pelobates cultripes (western spadefoot toad), 27242 nucleotides long. Lineage: Eukaryota; Metazoa; Chordata; Amphibia; Anura; Pelobatidae. The record is from the annotation of a GenBank genome assembly.
AGGCAACGUCAAAAGGAUACAUAUUAGCUUAUACAUUUGUUUAAUGACAUUUAAUUAAGUGGUAUGAAGUUCUGAUUUGUUGAACGAUCUAGCAAUUUAUAUCUAAACUUUGCAUAAAACAUAUUGUAAUUAAAUUAUGUAUCACCGAAAUUGUCUGCAAAGCUUGAUAUAUUGAGUAAAGAAAGAUAAUUAAAUAAAUAAAUAACAAACGAAGAAGUCAAAGCUAGAUUGUAGUUGUUGUGGGGCCUUUAGUGUUGUGUUGAGAGGAUGACUUUUAAGUUAUCAUAGUUAAAUACCUUAUAAGGGAGAAAUUGAACAUGAUGAGAUUGAAAUAUAGAGUGAAAAUUAUUCUGAGUUGUACAAGCAUGGGAAGGCUUGAUAAAUAUCCUUAAUACUAGUAAUGGGGAACUGGAGAGCUCAUGGUUGUGAGAAGUGUGAAGGUCGAAGUAGGGGGUGGACUUUGUACAAAUGGCAGAGAUGGAAGAAAGAGGAGAUUUAUGGUGGCAUUAUAAGACAGAGCAAGGAGUUUAAAUUAUAUUAUUGAUGAAAUGGUGAAAAAGUGAAGGCCCUUGCAGAGUUAUACAUUGAGAUGAGUCCUUGAUAACUAGACCAUCGUAAAUAGAGAUUUUAAUUGAUAUUUAUUGAAAUGUCUUCCAUGUCUUAAAUUAUAAUCAAUAUUCUUUUCUUUUCUUUUUUUUAUUCCAGUGAAGUGUUUUAUUUGUUUUUCUGUCACGACCUGAACUAAAAAACGUAAGUAUUAAUACAUUUCUUUGUGAUAAAUGGGGCUAAAUUAGGACUAGAAAUAUGCUUUCAUUUUAUAAAUGCCAUGGACUAAUAGUUACAAUUGCAUUAUAUAUAGUAUGAACAGAGAAUGUUUAUAUUUAAUAUAUUUUACUUGUAAAGUCCUUUUAAUAUUGUAUUUCAGUUUAUGCCCAAUGAAUUUAUGUGAGUGUCAUCCCCUAUAAUAUUAUUCUUAAGGACUGUAUUUUGGGAAUAUGUGACUGCUGGACUUUAUUAUACUCCUUAAAAUAACUAAUAUUCAGUAAUAGGGGACAAAAUAGCAUCCACUUAACUUGUUUUUAAAAUUCAGCAUUUAUUCUACAAGUACUUAAUUAUAGGGAUAUGUCAACUAAUUAGCAAAAAUAAUGUAAUUAGCAUAAAAACUUAAUUUUGUGGAAAUUUUGACCUAUUCUAACAAUGCUGCUUUGUCCCCUAAGUUCUGGGACUCAGUAAACUGCAUUUAACUGUUUUGUAUAAGCCCCCUGAGCCCCUGGACCCACUCAUUAAACGUUUAUACGCGUUUAUUUUUUUUCACAAUUACGCUUUUAACUUGAAAUAUUAACAUAACCAAGAAGGGUAAAAUCUUAACAGGCUUAAAUAGCCUAUUUUGUAUAUUUAAAACAAAAAAAUAAAAAGUAAUAUGUAGUCUCUGAAAAUUCAAUCUUCAUUAUUCAUGGAGUGUCAUUUUGAAGUUAAAAUUAGGCUCCAUAAUUUAAAACACAAUGAAAAAUUUCACUCUACAGUGUUCCAAAAUUUGCCCACUAGGUGGCGCUUCAAUCACUGUUUAGGACUCAGGGAGAUUCAUAUUUUCUUGUCUUAUAAAUCUACCUAGGGUAGUAGUACACAAGGAAAUUUAGCAAUAUUGUCUGACACCACUUUGUUUACUUUACCAAACUUGUCCCAAACUGAAUCAAACUGAAAUAUGAAUAGCAAACAUUAAUGUAAAAUAGCCAAGCCAAUAGGGAGAAUUUUCCCAAAAUUUGAUUAUUUAGUUUCAGUGUUGCAAUCUGGAUUUCAAUUGACUGUAUUUUUAGUUUAGAAUUUAGAGCCCACUCAUCAUCAAUUCAACCAGCAGAGAAAAACUAACAGUCAUGGGGAGUGAAUACUCAUCCACUUAUUAACAACCAGCUUGCAACAUUUAAAUAUUAACUAAACAUUAACAGCUGAGUGGGAGAAUUUUUAAAUACAAAUUUUUAUUGUAUUACAAAACUUGGUAGUGAACUUUUUCCGUUUUGUCAAAAUCUCACUGUUUUGCUGAUAAACCACUAUACAAGACAUGACAAGAGUAGUGUGCAUAGGUCUAAAUUUGACCAUUGAUUCCCUGAAAAUCAUGAAGUAGACCCUUGACCCUUCAGGAUUAUAAUCAUCUUCCUCCAUAAUCGUUUCUCUGUAGCAAUAAUGUAUGUAUCGGGAAAUAGCCAUAUCCUCCACCUUAAACGCCUAUAUCUGUGUGAACCUUUGAUUUAAGGCUUAUUUCUCCUUCGAAUAAUGCUGUUUUCACCAGUGUUUGUAAUUAGAGUGCUUCAAUACUAAAUACAUUUUUCAACUUUGUAAGUGUGGAAAUCAAUACUGCUGAUGAGGGUAAAAAUUUGAGUUUAAUUUACUGAGAUACAUAAAAAUAAUAAUAGUAAGUUUAUUUAAAUAUUAAUGAUGCAUGUAAUAAAGUGCAUGUAAUAAAUAUUUUUUUUGUAUUUUGCAGUCACCAGCAACCAUGGGUGACGGGGAGAUGGCCUGUUUCGGAGAGGCUGCACAGUUUCUCCGUAAAUCUGACAAAGAACGAUUGGAAGCUCAGAACAAGCCAUUCGAUGCCAAGAAUACCUGCUUCGUAGAUGAGCAGAAAGAGCUGUAUGUGAAAGGUAUAGUCACAGCUCGUGAAAGUGGCAAAAUCACCGUGAAAACUGAUGAUGGAAGGGUAAAUAUAAAAUUCUAAUACUUAUCAUACCACCUGCUAAUUACUUUGAAUUGUGAGCUAAACUGAAAUAUGUCUCUUUUUUUUCUAGACUCUAACUGUAAAAGACGGGCAAGUUUACCCCCAAAAUCCCCCCAAGUAUGACAAAAUUGAAGACAUGGCCAUGAUGACCCAUCUGAAUGAAGCUUCUGUAUUGUAUAACCUCAAAGAACGUUAUGCAGCAUGGAUGAUCUACGUACGUUUGGACUCUUUCUCCAUAGUUUAGAAGUGUUUGACAGUAUCGAUCAUGGGUAGAAAUACCAGACAAACAGUUUGAGUAGAUAGUGUGCACCCCCUACAUAAUCAAUGGAAGAGAAAUAACGAAACAAGAGUGACAUAGAUAUAUCACAACGAUACAACUUUACAUCAUCAUCAAACACUUAAAUAAACAAAAUUCUAAUUUAUAUGCCAUUUGUUGUGUAUAGUAAAAUCCAUCUCUGGAGUUAGAAAUAGGCUUCCUAAACCUACUCAGUUCCACUUAGAACAUAUCAAAAUAAUUAAUCAGCUUUAGAGUCAAAUAUUUACUGAUGCUUUUGUGAAAAUAUGCCUAAUCCUUAGUAGUCCUCUUGAAAUAUACAUUGAUGCUAUUUGUUUUGUUGUCCAUUUAGACCUACUCUGGCCUUUUCUGCGUCACUGUGAACCCCUACAAGUGGCUCCCAGUGUACAACCCUGAGGUGGUUGCUGGUUACAGAGGGAAGAAACGUAUGGAAGCCCCACCUCACAUCUUCUCCAUCUCUGAUAACGCUUAUCAGUUCAUGUUGACAGGUACUUGGCUUUUUCUCUUUGUAACAGACUUAUUUUCUCAACACAUAAUACUAUGAAUUUUAUUAUUAAUCCCCAUCUCUUGUUUGCAGAUCGUGAAAAUCAGUCUGUCCUGAUUACGUAAGUAUUUAUUGUCAUUGUAUCUUUCGAGUUAUAGUUAUUUCUUCAGCUUUUCUAGACGUACUAUAUUUUAACCUUCUUUAUCCACAGUGGAGAAUCUGGUGCUGGAAAGACUGUGAACACGAAACGUGUCAUCCAGUAUUUUGCAACAAUUGCCGCUAUUGGAGAUCAAGGCAAGAAAAAGGGCCCAGCUAACAGCUUGAAGGUAACACGGCUAUUGGGAUUACUAGUGCAUAGUUAAAGGAUCAAAGCAUAUCUCAUGUGAUGUACAUUCUUUUCUAUCCAUUGGUAUAACGCUACUGAGAAGUCACUUGCUUGUUAGACUUGUAUUCAUAUAUUGGUAAUUAGGUUGAAAAUAUAUACAAAAACCCUUCACAUAUCCAAUAACAAAUAAUCUGCCAAUCCAGAACAAGAGAAAGCACACUUUUCACUAUAGUUUUUAUUACAUCUAUGCAUAAUGCUUGGUUUCUAUUUCAUGUGAAGAAUAAGAGAUCAAUGUCCAAAUGCAAAUUUCAUCAACUGAACAAAUUUUACUCACGUUUGACAGGGCAAUCUAGAAGAUCAAAUCAUUGAGGCUAACCCUCUGCUGGAAGCUUUCGGUAAUGCCAAGACUGUGAGAAAUGACAACUCUUCUCGUUUUGUAAGUUUUUGUUAGGCAAUAGCCAUUUUCAUGUUACAUCUACAUGUAUCCCCAUUUGUUACCAAGUUUACUAAACUCUCACUAUGGUGUUUAGGGUAAAUUCAUCAGGAUCCACUUCGGCACCACCGGAAAACUGUCUUCAGCUGAUAUUGAAACAUGUAAGGAAUAUAUUGCAAAUUAAUUUAUCUUUAACUAUUUAUAAAUGUGAUAUAUUUCUUAUAUUGGCUUUUAUUUGAACAGAUCUACUGGAGAAAUCUAGAGUCACCUUCCAGCUGUCUGCUGAAAGAAGCUACCAUAUCUUCUAUCAGAUCAUGACAAACAAGAAACCAGAAAUUGUUGGUAAUUAAACAACUUUUUUUAUUACUCCAACGGACACAGAGCACAGAAUUUGGUUCCAUAUUUAUAGUGACAGAAUAUAACACACAUGGAAAUAUAUAUAGCAGACAUUUAAAACUAUUAAUUCCAUGUUAAAGAUAUUGCAUGUAUAAUGUUUAAUUUUUUUUAACAAAUUUUUACUAAUAUGCUACAUGUCUUUUUCUCUAGAAACACUUCUGGUCACAACCAACCCUUACGACUAUCCAUCCAUCAGCCAGGGAGAGAUUGCUGUGAAGAGUAUUGAUGAUGAAGAGGAAUUGAUGGCCACUGAUGUAAGUUCUUAAAUUGUAGAGAAGAGCAGCAAAAUUCUAACGGUGUUCUAAAUGUUGGUUUCAAUCUCAAACUGCCUUUCUCAUCCUACAGACGGCCAUUGAUGUCCUGGGUUUCACCGCAGAAGAAAAGAUUGGCAUCUACAAACUUACAGGAGCUGUCAUGCACCAUAGCAACAUGAAGUUCAAGCAAAAACAGAGAGAGGAGCAGGCCGAGCCUGAUGGCACUGAAGGUUUGUCUUCAGUGUUCAGUGAAAGAAUUUCAGUAGUCAGUACAACUGAUACUGAUAUAAAUUAGAAACCUAAUGUCUGCUUAACAUGGAUAAAACUGAUGUCAAAUAUAUGCAUACAAUUAUUUGUAUUGUCAACUUGCAGUUGCUGAUAAAAUCGCAUAUUUGAUGGGUUUGAACUCUGCUGAUCUGCUGAAAGCUCUGUGCUACCCAAGAGUAAAGGUCGGCAAUGAAUAUGUCACCAAAGGACAGACUGUCCCACAGGUAAUUAUGUCUCCAGUGUUCAGUUAUUAUUGUUAAGGUGUCUGUAGUUAUGUGCAGAGGCUUAUGCUAUAUCUGUUCCCUUCAGGUUAACAACUCAGUUGGUGCUCUGUGCAAGUCAGUGUAUGAGAAGCUGUUCUUGUGGAUGGUCACACGUAUCAACCAACAGUUGGACACCAGACAGCCAAGACAGUUCUUUAUUGGUGUGCUGGAUAUAGCUGGUUUUGAAAUCUUUGAUGUAAGCGAACAUUUAUUUAUAACUUUGUCAAAUAUCUUUUUAUAACUGUACCAAGAACAUGUUAUUCAACCCCCUUCUGUCAUCUGCAGUUCAACAGCUUGGAACAACUCUGCAUCAACUUCACCAAUGAGAAACUGCAGCAGUUCUUCAACCACCACAUGUUCGUUCUGGAACAGGAAGAAUACAAGAAAGAAGGCAUUGACUGGGAGUUCAUUGACUUUGGUAUGGAUCUGGCUGCCUGCAUUGAACUUAUUGAGAAGGUGGGUUCCAAAGUUGAAAGCAGUCAAAUUGUGCUGUGGUAACACAGGUUAAGGAUGUAUGAAAUUCUCACUGAUAUCUACAUUUUCAGCCCAUGGGCAUCUUCUCAAUCCUUGAAGAGGAGUGCAUGUUCCCCAAGGCCACUGACACAUCCUUCAAGAACAAACUGUAUGAACAGCAUCUUGGCAAGUGCAAGAACUUUGAGAAGCCCAAGCCUGGCAAAGGAAAGGCUGAAGCUCACUUUUCUCUGGUCCACUAUGCUGGUACUGUGGAUUACAACAUCAGUGGCUGGCUGGACAAGAACAAGGACCCACUGAACGACUCUGUUGUUCAGCUCUACCAGAAGUCUUCAAUGAAACUGUUGUCCUUACUCUACUCCAGCUAUGCUGCUGUUGAUGGUGGGUAUUAAAAUGUUUCAUGCAAAACUACUCACUGCUUCCUCAUUAUCGUUUAUUAGUUUAACACAUAGCUCCCAUUACCCUUAAAUAACAGAUGGUGCAAAGAGUGGAAAGAAGAAGAAGGGAGGCUCCUUCCAGACUGUGUCUGCUUUGUUCAGGGUAUGUACAUUUUUUAUUGUGUACUUUAAACAAAUCUCGACAUUUACGAGUUUUAUUUUUUCAUAACACAUCUAACUUUUCUUCUAACCCAGUUUCCACAACAGAAGUCACAUUGAAUUCAAUAUUUUCCUUAUCUGUUUCAGGAAAAUCUGAACAAGCUGAUGAGCACCUUGAGAAGCACUCACCCACAUUUUGUGCGUUGUUUGAUUCCUAAUGAGACCAAAACUCCUGGUAAAGCUCCAUUCUGAAUGUAUUUAUAUAAUAAGAGAACAGUGUCUUCACUGUUGGGAUGUUGUCCACCUUAAACACUGACUGAUUUUUCACCCCAUCAGGUACCAUGGAAAACCAUCUGAUCAUCCACCAGUUGAGAUGUAACGGUGUGUUGGAGGGUAUCAGAAUUUGCAGAAAAGGAUUCCCCAGCAGAAUCCUCUAUGGUGACUUCAAACAACGGUAUAUUAAAUGAAUUACUUUAACUUAAGUCAUAGAUUAAUUGCAUAAAUAUUUGUUUUACACAUAUCUCCUAAAAAAACAAAAAAACAACAUUUCUACAUUAAAAAAAAAAAAAAGUGUAACAUUUGCCUUGCAUUUACUCCACUUUCUUUUUUUUACAACUUUUAUAAAGUUACAAAGUGUUGAAUGCCAGCGCUAUUCCAGACGGGCAGUUUAUUGACAGCAAGAAGGCUUCUGAGAAACUUCUGGGCUCCAUUGAUGUCGAUCACACUCAGUAUAAAUUUGGCCACACCAAAGUAUGAAGAAACUGGAACAUUAGGGACUAACUUAUGUACAUAUUGACGUUUUAGAGAUUAUUAUAAUAGUUUUCUCUCCUUUGCAGGUGUUCUUCAAAGCUGGUCUUCUCGGUACCCUGGAAGAGAUGAGAGAUGAAAAGUUGGCACAACUUAUUACUUGCACUCAAGCUAUUUGCAGAGGUUUCUUGAUGAGAACUGAGUUCCAGAAGAUGAUUGAGAGAAGGUAACGUUUAUAUAAUAUUAUCAAAAAAAAGUGUUAAUGAAGAGCUUUGUGUUAGAAUAAAGACUCAUCGUCUGUAAAUCUUUUACACAGGGAAGCAAUCUUCGUUAUCCAGUACAAUCUCAGGUCAUUCAUGAAUGUCAAACACUGGCCUUGGAUGAAACUGUAUUUCAAGAUCAAACCUCUCCUGAAGAGUGCUGAGACUGAGAAGGAGAUGGCAAACAUGAAGGAAGAGUUUGAGAAGACCAAGGAAGCUUUGAAAAAGUCAGAAGCCAAGAAGAAAGAACUGGAAGAGAAAAUGGUUUCCCUGCUUCAGGAGAAGAAUGAUUUGCUCCUGCAAGUUCAGUCGGUAAGAAGAUACAAAUAUAAACAGAGUAUGUCUAAAACUAUAAAGUCAAAAUCAAAUAUUUUAAAAAUGCAAUAUACUUUCAAAACAGGAAGGUGAGACUCUGGCUGAUGCAGAGGAAAGAUGUGAAGGCCUCAUCAAGAACAAAAUCCAAUUGGAAUCUAAAAUCAAGGAGCUCACAGAGAGACUUGAAGAUGAAGAGGAAAGCAAUGCUGAACUUACUGCCAAAAAGAGGAAACUAGAGGAUGAAUGUUCUGAGCUCAAGAAAGAUAUUGAUGAUUUGGAGCUUACAUUGGCCAAAGUAGAAAAGGAAAAACAUGCUACAGAAAACAAGGUGUGAAGUCUGAGGAGGAUACACUUUUUUGUUACCUAAUGCUUAAUAAGAUUGCAUUAUGUAUUUUGAAUUACAAUUUCUGCUUUACAUUUAGGUUAAAAACCUCACCGAGGAACUUGCAUCCCUUGAUGAGAAUGUGUCCAGAGUUAGCAAGGAGAAGAAAGCCCUUCAAGAGGCUCACCAGCAAACACUUGAUGACCUGCAAGCUGAAGAGGACAAAGUCAACACUUUGUCAAAAGCCAAGACUAAGCUAGAACAGCAAGUAGAUGACGUAAGUACAUGUGGAAAUGGUACUUCCUACAUCAUGUUCUAAAACAAUGACUCGUGAAUUCCUUGUAACCUAAUACACCAUAAUUGAUCUCUCCUUAUAGCUUGAAGGAUCUCUAGAACAAGAAAAGAAACUCCGUCUUGAUCUGGAGAGAGCCAAGAGGAAGCUUGAAGGUGAUCUGAAGCUGUCCCAGGAAACUGUCAUGGAUCUUGAAAAUGACAAACAGCAAACUGAGGAAAAACUCAAGAAGUUCGUCUUUCUUGUUAAUGUUUGUGUUUCUUUGGUUUUAAGACCUAUUUGUCUAUAACUGCUUGACUAAAGUUAUUUUAUUUUCUGUUGUUAAAACACAGAAAGGACUUUGAAAUUAACCAGCUUCAAUCGAAGAUAGAAGAUGAGCAGUCCCUGGGAUCUCAGAUGCAGAAGAAGAUCAAGGAACUUCAGGUAAGUUUGUUUGCAAGUCAGUUUUGUAAUGCUAUGGGCUACAUUGUUAUUCCUCUACAACAUUUAAUUCUGGUGUUCUAGGCUCGUAUUGAAGAACUUGAGGAGGAAAUUGAGGCAGAACGUGCAGCCCGGGCCAGGGUUGAGAAACAGAGGGCUGAUCUCUCCAGAGAACUUGAAGAGAUCAGUGAGAGGCUUGAAGAGGCCGGAGGUGCUACCUCUGCUCAAAUUGAGCUGAACAAGAAGCGUGAAGUCGAGUUCCAGAAACUGAGACGUGACUUGGAGGAAGCUACCCUUCAGAAUGAAGCUACUUCCUCUACCCUGCGCAAGAAGCAUGCUGACAGUGUUGCUGAACUUGGGGAACAAAUUGAUAACCUACAACGUGUUAAGCAGAAGCUGGAGAAGGAGAAGAGUGAGCUGAAAAUGGAGAUUGAUGAUCUUGCCAGCAAUCUUGAAAAUGUCUCCAAAUCAAAGGUACAUAAGUGGUUAGGUAGAACACUUCAUAUUUUUUACUGAUCUGUAAUUGUGCAAACUAUAAUAUUACUAAUUGUCCUUCUAGGCCAACCUUGAAAAAGUGAACCGUGUGCUUGAAGACCAACUCAGUGAAGUAAAGGCAAGGGAUGAUGAACUUCAACGUCUUCUCAACGACCUCUCUGCCCAAAGGGCUCGAUUCCAAACUGAGAAUGGUAUGCAGAAAAAUUAAUAGAAGGAUAUAGAAAGAUUUUAAAGCAAAUCAAAAGGAAUGAGUUAAAUGAAUACAUAACAAGUAGUUGCAAAUUGUAAACUAAAUUGAGUAAUUAGAGCUAAAAUUGUGACACCUUUGCUAUUUGUCUGAAUUUUGCAUUUUUGGUUCAGAGAAUAUAUCCUACAAUAGCAAAGAAAAAAAAUAUAACAUUUUACCUUACACGGUCAUGCAUAACUACUUUAUCUAUUUUUCCUUAUACAGGAUAUAUCACAAAGGACAUAAGAUAUACAUGUUAUCUAAGUAUAUCUCAUGAAGCCUAAAACUAAAAUGGAAAUGCAAUCUUUCAAAAAAUUUUAUUCUAAUAUUUACAAAACAAACAUACAUCAAUUUACCUAAAAACAUAAAAUUGCAUGGAUUUCUCAUUCAUUCUAGGUGAGCUUACCCGUCAAGUUGAAGAGAGGGAAUCUCUAAUUUCACAGCUCUCAAGAGGAAAGCAAGGCUUUACACAACAAGUGGAGGAACUCAAGAGACAACUUGAGGAGGAAUCAAAGGUAAACCAUCUUAGAACUAUUAGGGCUUCUGAAUAUGAGUGUUUACUAAUCUUUGAUUUAUUUAUACAGGAUAUUAUAUUAAAAGUGUCAUUGAGUAAUUCAAACAAUAUAUAAAAAUAUCACAUGUUAUAUUAUAUUAGUUUACAAACCCUCAGCAUGAGUAUUCUGUUUCAUAUAUUCUUACUAUAUUUCUCAGGCUAAGAAUGCCCUUGCUCACGCCCUCCAAUCCUCCCGCCAUGACAACGACUUGCUACGUGAACAAUAUGAGGAGGAACAAGAGGCCAAGGCUGAACUUCAGCGCUCUUUGUCCAAAGCAAAUGGUGAAGUUGCACAAUGGAGGACCAAAUAUGAAACUGAUGCCAUUCAGCGCACAGAAGAACUGGAAGAGGCCAAGUAUGCUCCCUCUAAAUAAACCCAAUAUAAGCAAUGUGAUCACGCUUUGAAUAAUGACCUUAAAUACCACCUUCAAUGUCCUUAUAGGAAGAAGCUUGCUCAGCGCUUGCAGGAUGCUGAGGAACAGGUAGAGGCUGUGAACUCUAAAUGUGGCUCUCUGGAAAAAACAAAGCAGAGGCUACAGUCUGAGGUAGAGGACCUGAUGGUGGAUGUUGAGAGAGCCAACAGUGCAGCAGCUGCUCUAGACAAGAAGCAGAGGAACUUCGACAAGGUAGAUAUUGAAAACAAAUUCCUACAUUUCCUAACAACUAUUUCCCCCCCAAAUAUUAACACAUUAUUAUUAUUAUUAUUAUUGCUUUAUUAUUUAUAUGGCGCCAUCAUAAUCCUCAUAUCGCUAUUUUAUAUGUACUGGGACUGAUUCUAACCAUCAGUUAUGUCUUGGUGCCCGUGUUUGUCUGGCUUGUGGCAUAACUAUUGCCCGUCCCUAAUUGGUUUAGCAUGUGUGGAUUACAAUCAUUCUUUAUUAAUAUAAUAGGUCCUGGUAGAAUGGAAGCAGAAAUACGAAGAGGGUCAGGCUGAGCUGGAGGCUGCUCAGAAAGAAUCCCGUGGCCUGAGCACCGAUAUCUUCAAGCUGAAGAAUGCUUAUGAGGAGUCCUUGGAACAAGUUGAGACCUUGAAACGCGAAAACAAGAACUUGCAACGUAGGUUUAUCUAUAUUACGUUAGUUUGCAGGAGACAUUGCUAACUACUGAAUAAUUCUUCAAAUUAAUCUAACCAAAUGUUCUAGUAUAAAAAAUAGUAUAGCUAUACAGAUGGCAACUAAAUAAGCACAUGUGCAACAAGUGGAACUAUGGUAGGGGCCAUUUCUGCAAAUGACUAAACUAUGUUGAGAUUAUAUCAUUUUAUGUGUCAAAUAGGACCUUUAUGUCUCCUAAAUCUCUUCCUAUUGUAUUUUGUCCUGCAAUAGUACUUGUGUCACAACAGAUCCCAACUUCACACAUAUUAGUACUGCUGUAUUUCCGCAGAACUUACAAUAAACUUAAAUACCAGUCACUGUGGAGCAAAGUCUGAAUAAAUAUUUGUCCAUUACUUUUCUAGAGGAGAUCUCAGAUCUCACUGAACAGAUCAGUGAAUCUAGUAAAUCCAUUAACGAGCUGGAGAAGGCCAAGAAGCUAGUUGAGCAGGAAAAGAGUGACAUACAGGCUGCCCUGGAGGAAGCAGAGGUAUGUGCAUGAAAUAAAUUAAUAAAAUAUCUGCAACCAAUAUUGCCGUGUGAAGGGAUACUAUUAAACAACCAAUGAUACAUAUAUAUUUUUAAUAGGGAUCUUUGGAACAUGAAGAAGCCAAGAUCCUCCGUGUUCAGCUGGAAUUGAACCAGAUAAAAUCUGAGGUGGACAGGAAAGUUGCAGAGAAGGAUGAAGAGAUUGAACAGCUGAAGAGGAACUCUCAGAGGGCUAUCGAUACCCUGCAAAGCACACUGGACUCUGAGAUCAGAAGCAGGAAUGAUGCUCUGAGACUGAAGAAGAAGAUGGAAGGAGACUUGAAUGAACUUGAAAUCCAGCUCAGCCACGCCAACCGCCAGGCUGCAGAGGCACAGAAACAGCUUCGCAAUGUGCAGGCACAAUUGAAGGUAUCUCAGGAGCACCUCACACAACAAUAUUAAUAUGUAUUAUUUUUAGAGCUGUUGGUUCUUAAAAUGACAUAUCUAGAAUAUUGUCCAUAAUAUAUAACAGCUUGAACACAUAUUUUGCUUUAUCUCUCUUAGGAUACCCAGCUUCAGCUGGAUGAUGCAGUCAGAGGACAAGAAGAUCUGAAGGAACAGCUGGCCGUAAUUGAACGUAGAACCAACCUGCUGCAGGCUGAACUUGAAGAGCACAGGUCUGCUCUGGAACAGACAGAGAGAUCUCGUAAGAUUGCAGAACAAGAGCUCCUGGAUACAAGUGAACGCGUCCAACUUCUGCACUCACAGGUAAAGUACAUAGAAUGGAAACAAUUUAAAUGUGCAUUGAUAGACUGUGUCUAAAUAGAUGGAAUAUUAAAUACACUAUAUUUUUACCCCAUCAGAACACCAGCCUCAUCAACACCAAGAAGAAGCUUGAGUCUGACAUUGCUCAGCUCCAGAGCGAAGCUGAGGAAGCUGUCCAAGAAUCAAGAAAUGCUGAUGACAAAGCCAAGAAGGCCAUCACCGAUGUAUGUUUGUCUCAAGUUCUUACUUUAUGAUUAGAUUUUUUUUUAAAUUUUUUGCCUUGUUAUUCACUAUCUUCUUGAAUAUUUUUCCAAAGGCUGCUCUGAUGGCAGAGGAACUGAAGAAGGAGCAGGACACCAGCUCUCACUUGGAGAGAAUGAAGAAAAACCUUGAGCAAACUGUGAAGGAUCUGCAGCAUCGUCUGGAUGAAGCUGAGCAGCUAGCACUGAAGGGCGGCAAGAAGCAACUUCAGAAGCUUGAGUCCAGAGUACGUACAAAUCAUAGGGCAGUGGUGAAUGAGGUUGAAUUUAGAAAUUGCUAAAUAAUAAUCUGUAUUCUGUUAAUGUGAUCUCCAGGUUCGAGAACUAGAGAACGAAUUGGAUAAUGAACAGAAGCGUGGAGUUGAGGCAGUGAAAGGUGUCCGCAAAUACGAAAGGAGACUGAAGGAGUUAACUUACCAGGUAAAGUAUUAUUCUUGUGUGUAUUAGAAUUAAAAGGCUCUGGUCAAAAAGAAAGAAAUAUAUAAGUGUAGAUUACAUAUAUUACUUAAAAUUCUUUGUAAAAUAACUCUGUAAAAAUGUUUCUCCUCUUUCAGACUGAAGAAGACAGGAAAAAUGUCCUGAGAUUGCAGGAUCUGGUGGACAAACUGCAGCUGAAAGUAAAGGCCUACAAGAGACAGGCUGAGGAAUCUGUAAGUACAAACCCAAUGAGUUCUUGUUUGUAGCCAAAUGAAGUCCAAGUAGAAUACCAUGUUUCCCCUAAGUUGUGGUCAUCUGUUUUUAUAUACUUUGCUGUUAAUCAUUCCUCAUUUAUUCUUAUGUUUCAGGAGGAACAAGCCAACGCUCACUUGGGUCGGUUCAGGAAGGUCCAGCAUGAGCUGGAAGAAGCAGAGGAGAGAGCUGACAUUGCCGAGUCUCAAGUGAACAAGCUCAGAGCUAAGAGCCGUGAUGUUGGCAAGGUAUAACACUAGCUCUAAGUAACGCGUAAUACAAUUUUUCCAUCCUGAUCAGUUUACUUUUAGAUAUUGUUUUUCACUCUAAAUACCCUUUAUGGAUGAAGAAGUAUUCUCUAAACUGGCAUUAUCACGCUUUUUAAUGAAGGGGGAUAUAUAACUCAAGAGCAUAACCAUGGAUUAUAGCUGCAGAUGGUUUAAUCAAUAUCUCAUUCGUUUUACAGAAAGAAGGGCAGGAGUGAAGAAGUUUGAAUGACUGAAAAGGGAAAAACUUGCAAAAUGUGAUUUUUUCUACUUUCUUUUGUAGUACCUUACCUCCAACCCCCAUCCCCUACCUUCUCCUAAAUAAAUGAUGUAUUUGAAUUUUCAAAUAUGUUGUCACAUUACUUAUUUGAAAUAGAUUGAUAUAACAAAUAUAUUACAUCCGUAAUCUAUCAGAUAUUACGUAAGGUGUGAAUGGCUUUAUAAUAUUUGACUGGACUAAGAAUUCAAUCCACAGUGUAAACAUUAGAUGACUCUUUACAGGAAGUGUCUAGGAAGGCUUUGCAAAUCACAUACAGAAAGGUGUGACUAGGGUGCAUAAACAAAGUGAUUUAACUCCUAAAUGGCAGAGGAUUGAGCAGUGAGACUACAGGGACAUAAUGUAUACACCAACACUGCUUCAUUAAACUAGUUAUUUUGAUGACUAUAGUGUCCCUUUAAACACAGUUUGUCUACUUUACAAUAUAUGCUUUGGACUAAAACUUGAUUGUGAUGUAAUUUGCUAAAUCAUUCCUAUACAUUUAAAAGGAAAUGCAGUAUUACAUGUACAAGGUUAACACAAGUUAUCACAGAUUUUCUAUGUUUUAUUCAACAAUGUAACAAGAUUCCAUUCCCCUUUAAUUAGUCAUGUGAACAACUUUCCAGUUCCAUAUCCAUGCAGACACUUAAAGGAACUAUGGAGGUAAAAAAAAAAGGUGAUUUUCACAGUGAGAAGCAUGCAAACGCCUCUAGCGGCUGCCACUAGAGGCUUUAGAGGCUGGAUUAAACCAUUUAUAAACAUUAUAGUAAUAUAACAUAGCCAGAUACCCAGCCCAAGUUGGCUUCUCUCACCUUAAGUACUGUUGCUGGCUGGCUGUUGUGGCUGAUUGGCAGGCGUCUGUGGAUGGUUGGGUGCAGCUAGCUGCUGUGUUUAGUUGGCAGGCAGGCUUGCUGUGGCUGGCAGACUGGUGUGGCAGGCCUCUUUCUUCUCCCAGCCCCUUUGUAGUGUGCUGCUGGCUGCGGCUAGCUGCUGUGGCUGGCAGACUGAUCUGGCUGGCUGGCUGGCUGGCAGGCCUCUUUUUUCUUCCAGCUUUUUACAUUUUGGGGUGUGGUGGGCUUGCAAAAUAGAGGAUCCACCCCAGGUGUCUGCUCUAGGUAUGCCCCUGGUCCCAAGGCAUACAAAGGUUUUUGAGGAUAGUGUGGAAGAUACAUAAAAUAUAUGGAGUUUCUGUCAUGAUUGAAGUUAAAUUACUUAAUUGCUUGCAGAUAAUAUUACAACAUUUUGGAAAUGUUUGCUUUUGACGAGGGAAAUCAGGGUGCAGGUCUGGAUCUGAAAAUAGAACCACCUGUGACACUGUUGUGUCUGUUUCCAAGAACAGAUAGUAUAUGUGCAUCAGAGUGUGUGUAUGUAACUUUUUUAUGCAUGGGGAACUACUGAUUGAUUUAGAAUGCCAGCUGACCGUUCUAGCAAUUCAGCGGCGCUCCUGCCAAGCAGUACUUUGCACUUCUGAAACUCCCCAUAAGACAUCGAAAACUCUUAUGUAUGGGUCACUAUGUCCGCAUAAAAAACCCCAUGAGACAUUGAAACUCUUAUGUAUGGGUCAAUAUGUCCACAGCUUUAAUAACUUAUAAAAUCAAAAAAACAUACUAAAGUUGUUGCCAACCCCCAGCCAUACAUUAUAACAUCACCCACAUAUCAAAUAAAAGGCAAUGACAAAUAUAAAAAACAUUAACAUAACAAUAUAACAAUCACAUAAAUAUCAACAUGUAGAGUGCAUUUUCACAUAAUCUUGGUAGGAGUAUAACCAGAUAAUUCUACACCUCCGAGGCUCUGAGCCACCGAGAAGCUUGAAACCUACCACAAUGUACCAACAGAAAACAAACCAUUUUAACUAACCAACUGACUACCCUUGCUCUUUUAUUAACUUAGAAUGCCCAUAACCCCCCUAACCUUCCUUACAUCAGCCCACCACAAGCUCAGACCUUGGACCCUUAAGCCGUCUGGGCUCCGUCGCUCCAAAGAAACAAUGCCUUAAUCAAACCUUCCAAACCUUAAUCAGAGAUCUCCCUCACCGGCCCACAUGCAGGAUAUUGCGGCCGCUGGCGGGGAGAGAGGGAGGGAGCCAGCCUGCCAGCAGAGGAACCCGGCGGAGCUUUAACUAACAGCUCCGCCGGGUUCCUCUCGCGAGAUUCGGAGCGUUGCCAUGGCAACGCUCCGGGUCUCGCGAGAGUGAACUCUAGCCUCACAGGCUAGAGUUCACUCACCACUAGGACCACCAGGGAUGGAUGGCAGCCCCAGCAGCAGGAUCCCCCCUCCCAGGCUAAAGGUAAGCAGGGAGGGGGGAAAUAAUCACUCAGGUAUAAUCACAGCACCCCUAACACUCACAGCACACACACACACACUGCACCCCUAACACUCACAGCACCCUCACACACACACACUGCACCCUAACACUCACAGCACACACACUGUACCCCUGACACUCACAGCACCCUCACACACACACACUGCACCCCUAACACUCACAGCACACACACUGCACCCCUGACACUCACAGCACCCUCACACACACACACUGCACCCCUGACACGCACAGCACACACACUGCACCCCUAACACUCACAGCACCCUCACACACACACACUGCACCCCUAACACUCACAGCACACACACUGCACCCCUGACACUCACAGCACCCUCACUCACACACACUGCACCCCUGACACUCACAGCAGCUUCCUCACAUGCAUACACUGCACCCUCACAAACAGCUUCCUCACAUGCACAUAGCACCCUCACGCACAGUGGCGUACACAUGACCCAUGGGGCCCCGGUGCGAAAAUUGAUCCGUGGCCCCCCCCUCCCCCUUACUCGGCGCGGUUCGGGGCCGCAACACAUGGCGGCGGGCACCUGGUCGCAGGGCUGCGACCCCGCGACCGCGGUAUGCACACACACUUAAAGGACCACUACAGACACCCAGAUCACAUCAGCUCAAUGAAGUGGUCUGGGUGCCAGGUCCCUUUAGUUUUAACCCUGCAGCUGAAAACAUAGUCGUUUCAGAGAAACGGCUAUGUUUCACUGUGGUUUAAUCCAGCCUCUGGUGGCUGUCUCAUUGACAGCCGCUAGAGGAGCUUCCGCGAUUCUCACUGUGAAAAUCACAGUGAGAAGACACUGAACGUCCAUAGGAAAGCACUGAGUAAUGCUUUCCUAUGGGCGGUUUAAAUUCGCGCGCCUCUUGCCGCGCAUAUGCAUUCGGAGCUGAGAGGCGGAGGGAUCCCCAGCGCCAAGGGAGUCCGGCGCUGGAGAAAGGUAAAUGCUGAAGACACAUGCACACAUACUCUCACGAACAGAUGCAUACACACUAGCUAACAGACACACACAUUUACUGACAGAGACACACUCAGCGACAAACAUACAUACACACUCACUUACAAAACAUACACUUUCACUGACAAACACACACUCACUAACAGACAUCAAACAGACUCAGGAACAGACACACACAGUAACACACUCACUGACACUCACUAGCAGACACACACCCAAUAACAGACACACUCACUGACACUCACCCAAUAACAGACCCACUCACUAGCAGACACACACACUAACACACUAACACACACAAACUUACACUAACACCAACACACUUACACACACACACUAACACUAACACACACAAUCUUACACUAACACCAACACACUUACACACACACUAACACACACAAACUUACACUAACACCAACACACUGUAAUUAAAAAAUGCCCGGGCCGAAUUUUCUUCCCAGUCCAGCCCUGCUUCAAGGAGUUGAUUUCCAGCCUGAGGAAACUAUGGCACUCGGUAGGGCGGAUGCAGUAUUGGGUGCAGCUGACCCCCCCAGCAGUUCCACCCCUUCCCUUCUUAAAAAAGUGGUUGAAACAUAGAAACAUAGAAUGUGACGGCAGAUAAGAACCAUUCGGCCCAUCUAGUCUGCCCAAUUUUAUAAAUACUUUCAUUAGUCCCUGGCCUUAUCUUAUAGUUAGGAUAGCCUUAUGCCUAUACCACGCAUGCUUAAACUCCUUUACUGUGUUACCUCUACCACUUCAGCUGGAAGGCUAUUCCAUGCAUCCACUACCCUCUCAGUAAAGUAAUACUUCCUGAUAUUAUUUUUAAACCUUUGUCCCUCUAAUUUAAGACUGUCUUCUUGUUGAGGCCCUGGCCGCCACCCACAGCUGGAGCAUUCAUGCUUGAAUUUGCAAGUUGCUCCCCACUUGCACUGGACCUCGUUAAAGAGCCAGCAAAAAACUUUCCUGUGGGUGGCUGACGAGGGGGACUGACACCCUGCACGAGCCCCUAGCUGAAAGGGAGACGCUCUUUAAACCAUCAUCAGCUUCAUCCAGAGAUGAAAAUCCAUCUGGUCCCAUCUCAUCCCGACAUUAGUCGAUAACCGCCACCGGAACUGCUCAUCGUACUUCCACAACGCCAUCCCCCUGUACGUAUGAUAUGCCUCCAAGAGCCAUCCAGAUAACAAAAUAAUGAGAAACAAAGCCCUGGUGACUUCUUGCCAAGCACACUGGCAAGGAUACAAAACAAAUGCAGCCAAUUCCCAAACAAUUCCCAGAGGGCUGUCCUAGACCCAGUAGCAACCCCUGCCAGAGGGGCCCCUGCCCGCAACUCCAACCUGGUACCAGAUUGAACCUCUGGAAAAGUCCUGGAAGGCCUGUCACUACCCCCAACAAAACCUCAGCUGCAAUUAGCCAGAUAGUUCUCCCAGGCCCACUGUCAGGCUUCUGAGCAGGUGAGAGAGGAGACGAUUGCAAGGGUUAUUGGUUUAAACUUUAUUUGUCGUAUUAGACAUAACAAAUUUACUGAAAUAAAGAAUAAAGGGCAGUCUGCCAAAAACAGGAUACUUUGUGAGAAAAAACAGGGUUUAGGUGAUAUGCCACAAACAAGAUCUUUAGAAAGUAAAUGAAUAAAGCCUUUUGUAUACAAGCAAGCUUGAUGUUAUAUCAAGUAGUUAAGGAUUUCCAGGAUACUUUGCGAUGCAGCUAGUUAUAGGUAAAUACCUUUUAGGAUAAGGCAAUACAGGAUCAUGCAGAGUUGCAGAGGUUGAAACAGGUAGGUAUAGUCCAAAAUAAUAUAAUACAGGUUGCUUAUGAGAUCAUACUGUGAUACAGCAAUUGAAGCAGUUAAGAUUCUUCAAUCACAAAUCAGGAUUCUUGGAAGCUGAUAAGGAAAGUCUUUCGGUAAGAUGUAAUUCAGGCAAAUUCAGGAUGAAGUAAUGCAGGUUAGUGCCUUUCAGUAUGAGGAAAUGCAGAUGAGUCCAGGAUGAGGCACUGCAGGUAAGUUCUCUACAGAAUGAAAUCAUGUAGAUAAAAUACAGGAUAUUACCAGGAACAGAGAUUCUUUAUCAGAGCAUAGACUUCAUCUUUAUCAGAGCAUACAGUUGCAAGAAAAAGUAUGUGAACCCUUUGGAAUGAUAUGGAUUUCAGCACAAAUUGGUCAUAAAAUGUGAUCUGAUCAUCAUCUAAGUCACAACAAUAGGCAAUCACAGUCUGCUUAAACUAAUUAUACACAAAGAAUGAAAUGUUGCCAUGUUUUUAUUGAACACACCAUGUAAACAUUCACAAUGCAGGUGGAAAAAGUAUGUGAACCCCUAGACUAAUGACAUCUCCAAGAGCUAAUUGGAGUGAGAUGUCAGCCAACUGGAGUCCAAUCAAUGAGAUGAGAUUGGAGGUGUUGGUUACAGCUGCCCUGCCCUAUAAAAAACACACACCAGUUCUGGGUUUGCUUUUCACAAGAAGCAUUGCCUGAUGUGAAUGAUGCCUCGCACAAAAGAGCUCUCAGAAGACCUACGAUUAAGAAUUGUUGACUUGCAUAAAGCUGGAAAGGGUUAUAAAAGUAUCUCCAAAAGCCUUGCUGUUCAUCAGUCCACGGUAAGACAAAUUGUCUAUAAAUGGAGAAAGUUCAGCACUGCUGCUACUCUCCCUAGGAGUGGCCGUCCUGUAAAGAUGACUGCAAGAGCACAGCGCAGACUGCUCAAUGAGGUGAAGAAGAAUCCUAGAGUGUCAGCUAAAGACUUACAAAAGUCACUGGCAAAUGCUAACAUCCCUGUUAGCGAAUCUACAAUACGUAAAACACUAAGCAAGAAUGGAUUUCAUGGGAGGAUACCACAGAGGAAGCCACUGCUGUCCAAACAAAACAUUGCUGCACGUUUAAAGUUUGCACAAGAGCACCUUGAUAUUCCACAGCAGUACUGACAAAAUAUUCUGUGGACAGAUGAAAGCAAAGUUGAGUUGUUUGGAAGAAACACACAACACUAUGUGUGGCGGGAAAAAGGCACAGCACACGGACAUCAAAACCUCAUCCCAACUGUGAAGUAUGGUGGUGGGGGCAUCAUGGUUUGGGGCUGCUUUGCUGCCUCAGGGCCUGGACGGAUUGCUAUCAUAGAAGGAAAAAUGAAUUCCCAAGUUUAUCAAGACAUUUUGCAGGAGAACUUAAGGCCAUCUGUCUACCAGCUGAAGCUCAACAGAAGUUGGGUGUUGCAACAGGAUGGCUUAAACAAAAGAAAAUACACCUUCUGAAGUGGCCCAUUCAAAGUCCUGACCUCAACCCGAUUGAGAUGCUGUGGCAUGACCUCAAGAAGGCAAUUCACACCAGACAUCCCAAGAAUAUUGCUGAAUUGAAACAGUUCUGUAAAGAGUAAUGGUCAAGAAUUACUCCUGACCGUUGUGCACGUCUGAUCUGCAACUACAGGAAACAUUUGGUUGACGUUAUUGCUGCCAAAGGAGGUUCAACCAGUUAUUAAAUCCAAGGGUUCACAUACUUUUUCCACCUGCACUGUGAAUGUUUACAUGGUGUGUUCAAUAAAAACAUGGCAACAUUUCAUUCUUUUGUGUGUUAUUAGUUUAAGCAGACUGUGAUUGUCUAUUGUUGUGACUUAGAUGAUGAUCAGAUCACAUUUUAUGACCAAUUUGUGCAGAAAUCCAUAUCAUUCCAAAGGGUUUACAUACCUUUUCUUGCAACUGUAGACUUCAAUGUCAAGGUAAUGUUGUGUGCUGGGAGUAGACUUAUCAAGCAUCCUAAUUAGUUAAUCCAGGUGAGUUUAUUAAGGUGAGUGAAUAGAUUAGUGGCUAGGGAGGCCACUAGAGGAGAAAAUCAUGAAGUUCACCUAAAGGGCCAGUAAUAAAUGAAAAAGUCUUACAUGUCAGUUUUGGAACCUGACAUCCACCCUCUGACCCAGGAGCCACGCUACCUCCAGGUGAUGGGCCUCCUGGUCCCCAAUUGUGCUGCCCCCUCCUCUCGACUUCAGGCUAUCACUGCCUACUGCAGCCUCUAACACCGCCAUACCCGUGCUCAGCCAUAGCAGGGGUCUCGUCCUCCAUGCCGGAUGCGGACUUCUGUGCUCCAACUCCAACACAGCACCCAGCCUGGAUCCACUCAGCGGCUCUGUUCCUUGCCGAUACCGGCAGUCAGCUCCUCUACAGAUCACUCAGUCAUCCUGAGAAACAAAACACAAACUCAGCAGGCCCAACCAAGCGCAGGUAAAAACGUCCACCAACUCUGCCUGGUAAGUUAAUUAAUAGUGACAGGAUUCUAAAAUGUCUGGACUUUAUAUACCAGCCAUGCCUCCGAUCAAGGAUCACACAAUUACCUGCCUAAACCUGCCUCCAAGCCCUGUCAAGGCCUUUUUUCUCAAAGCUGUGCUUGCUCCAUGGGGCUACAGUCCUUUGGUUGUGGAUAAUGUUUACUUUGGAGAAAGUUUACAAUUUAUUUUUUUUUGUAUACCUUGGCCAAUUUUAAUUUUGCAUCCCCAAAUGAAAAGUUUAGCUUUCUCUUAGUAGCCCCAACGUUUAUAGAAAACACCGUUUUUUUUUUAAAUUCUUUAUUUUAUUCGUGCAUAGAUGUAACAAGCAGUUUUGCACUGCCACGACAGCUGGUGCACACAUAAAUGAAACAUAUGGUGACAGUAAUGUGGCAUAAGAAACAUUGCACAUUUUUUAUAUAAACAAACAGAAUUAUGCUUAAUAAGAGUUCGCCAUGCUUAAUGAGAUUUAGUUAUGCUUAGUAAGAUUCAGUCAUGCCUAGUCAGGGUCAACCAUGUUCAGUGAGGCUUAACCAUUCUCAGUAAGGGUUAACCUUGUUCAGUGAGAUUUAACUAUGCCCAGUUAGGUUUAACCAUGCUUAGAAAGGGUUAACUAUGCCCAGUUAGGUUUAACCAUGCUUAGAAAGGGUUAACUAUGCCCCGUUAGGUUUCACCAUGCUUAGAAAGGGUUAACUGUGCCCCGUUAGGUUUAACCAUGCGUAGAAAGGGUUAACUGUGCCCAGUUAGGUUUAACCAUGCUUAGAAAGGGUUAACUGUGCCCAGUUAGGUUUAACCAUGCUUAGAAAGGGUUAACUGUGCCCAGUUAGGUUUAACCAUGCUUAGAAAGGGUUAACUGUGCCCAGUUAGGUUUAACCAUGCUUAGAAAGGGUUAACUGUGCCCCGUUAGGUUUAACCAUGCUUAGAAAGGGUUAACUGUGCCCCGUUAGGUUUAACCAUGCUUAGAAAGGGUUAACUAUGCCCCGUUAGGUUUAACCAUGCUUAGAAAGGGUUAACUGUGCCCCGUUAGGUUUAACCAUGCUUAGAAAGGGUUAACUGUGCCCAGUUAGGUUUAACCAUGCAUGAUCAAAGUAACCAUUCCUAUACUAUGCCACCUAAAAAAAGAAAAAAGAAAGAAUACAGCUAAACUUACUUCCAUUCAAGUGUCGAGGCCAACUUCUCCCUGUCUUCCUCCACUGAAGAUGUUCCCACUCGCCGAAAAGGAAGGGAUGUCAGAGAAGGCUAGCUGAGGGGAGGACAUUGCUCUGCUAGUUGGAAUAGUAUGAAUUUUAAUAUUCAGAGAACAAUACGGAUGCUGGUAGAUGGGCCUGGACAUUAAGUAACAUUGCUUCAACCUCUCUGAACAAAGAUCAGAAUAGCCUUUUGUUUAGUGACCCUGAGAAGUAAAAAUGAGAAAUCCCUAUUUACUGUUUCAUUCCUGAGAUAUUUGUGUAUAAGGAUUACAGUGAACGAUGAUUAAUUACUAAGAUGGACUGUCCCACCUGAAAAUCCUAGAAGCCAGAGAGACUGAUCAAGAAGACCAUCCUAAAUAUCAUCAAAAUAAGAUCCGGUAGGAGGCUGACUGAGGGCAAUGGACUGAGUUACAGACCAGAGCAUCCAGAGAGGAGAAUCCCAAAUCAAAUGAAUUCAUCAUAAAUGUGGUAAUGUAUAAAGGUGUCUCUCUAUCUUUAUUUUUAAAAUACAUUUGACUGUUAAAUGCCUGUGGAUAUAUCUAUUGUGAACUGAAACUAUCCCAUUGAAGUGGUAUUAAUAGAAAAGUUAUAUUUUAUUCUACCUGCAGUCUAAUUGAGAUAUAUCUUAUUAAACUAAGGAAUAUUAUUAAAGGAACACUAUAGUCACCUAAAUUACUUUAGCUAAAUAAAGCAGUUUUAGUGUAUAGAUCAUUCCCCUGCAAUUUCACUGCUCAAUUCACUGUCAUUUAGGAGUUAAAUCACUUUGUUUCUGUUUAUGCAGCCCUAGCCACACCUCCCCUGGCUAUGAUUGACAGAGCCUGCAUGAAAAAAAAACUGGUUUCACUUUCAAACAGAUGUAAUUUACCUUAAAUAAUUGUAUCUCAAUCUCUAAAUUGAACUUUAAUCACAUACAGGAGGCUCUUGCAGGGUCUAGCAAGCUAUUAACAUAGCAGGGGAUAAGAAAAUCUUAAUUAAACAGAACUUAAAAUAAAGAAAGCCUAAAUAGGGCUCUCUUUACAGGAAGUGUUUAUGGAAGGCUGUGCAAGUCACAUGCAGGGAGGUGUGACUAGGGUUCAUAAACAAAGGGAUUUAACUCCUAAAUGGCAGAGGAUUGAGCAGUGAGGCUGCAGGGGCAUGUUCUAUACAGCAAAACUGCUUCAUUAAGCUAUAGUUGUUCAGGUUACUAUAGUGUCCCUUUAAUUCCUCUUUUAUAGGUAUCGGUUCAACAUAUAUAUAUUUCUACUAAAGCUAGAAGGAACCUUAAAUUAUAUAAGUUUAUGUCUUAAAUCAAUAGGGUUAAAGAAAGUUGUGGCCCAUCAUUGUAUAAAAUUAAAUAUCAAAGUACUAUAGCUAAAUUUUAUUUGCAUAGACUUGGCAGGGUUGGUUGAUAUUUAAACUAAUUAAUAAACCAACAAUUGUUUUGCUUAAUGCAAAGGGUGCCAUGUUGUUAAUUCUGUAUGCUGGUUCUGCUGUGAAGUUUUUAUCUGUUUUAUUGUCCUUUGGUGAUAAGUUUGUAGAUGAUAAAAGGUGUAAUGUUGACUCUUAGGCUUGUGAAGAAAAUGGAUUGAUUUGUUGAUUUGAACUCCUAUAUGGUAUAGCAAAUUUAUUAUAAUUGUAUUGUUUUGUUGCUUUCGCAUUCUAUUGUGUGUAUUAUUAAACGUAUUUAUAUAUAUAUAUAUAUAUAUAUAUAUAUAUAUGUAUUAAAGAAAGUCUGUUUAUUUGCCAUCUGCCAUUCAUAAGUGUUUAUAUCAGCGCUGAAAACAAAGAACUACAGGGUCCCUGAAAGCUCUGUGUGUGUGUAAAUCACCAGGUUUAAUAUCUUUGUCCCAUACAUGUAAAACCUGAGAUUGCGCAACUAAAUGGGUAGCACAGAGGCUGUGCAUGCUGGAUUCAACACCAAUUUUGCGCACAGUAGAUGCUGCUGGUUCAGUUCUCAAGAUCUCCAGGUAAUUAACCAGAAUACAGUGGAGCUGAAGGAAGCAUUAAUCGGGAGAUACAAACUGUCACUCACCUUUUGAGCAAAAGAACACAAUCUGGAAAACCACUAGUGAAUGAUGCUCUCUUCGAGUGCAGGCUCUGGACCAAGCCACCCAGUCACUCAGAGGCAUCAGUUUAUUGAAUUCAAGCUGCUUGUAAUAGAAACACUGUUUCAACAUAUCUACAUGAAAGCCUUACGAGUUUCUUGAAAGAAAAUGCUUCUAUUUAUGGACUUUUAAAGACUACAAAUUAAGGGUUACAAUACCGCUUAUGUUACCCGGUUUUCAUACCAAUUUUUUAUUGUAUUAUUUCUUUGUGAUCAUUAGCCUUUAAAAAUUAUUUUAAGUCAUUGCCAUAGCAACCACAACUGGACGAUAUAAAAGGCAUACACCUCACAUUCCGACUUCACCUAUGAUCAGAAUUGAUGCAGGACACAGUGGUGAUGGUUGGAUUUGGUAGGUUGUAGUAAAUGUUGAAAGGUAUAGGUCAAUAUUAGCCUUUAGGUACAAACAUUUACACACAGUACUUAGGGAACAUAUAUUAGUCAGGACACAUGUACAACACUUCACACACAUUCAGAUACACACUUUUUUGCCAUAUUUAUCCUUUCUUCCAUCUCGUUAAACCAAAAACAUGUGAAGUCAGCUAGAAGGCAGCUAGCACAACAAGAUAUUCCAAUCUCGCACAAUGUCCAGAACUGCUUAAAUCCAGGAUAUCUUGAAAGCUGAUAAUUCACAACAUCCACAUCCUCAUCCAUGCCUCUCUGGCUUUCUUCCGAGUCCCCCUAAAGGAGGCAUCACUCUGCAGGCCUUGUGCCAGGAGCAUCAUGUGUCUUCCACCAGAUAUCUCCUCCUCUCGAGACCACUCAUGCAAGAAACAAGGUAAAAAGUUUUUUUUAUCUAUAUUUUUAUAUUUAGAUUAAUUUGUUUAGUUUUGUAAAAUUUUAUUUUGAAGAAUAUUUUUUUUCAAAGUGAAAGAGAUUAUCUGGUUUUUAUUAUACUUUUCAGUUACUAUGCGUACAUAUACAAAUAGUAUAUAUGUAGACUGUAGUUUACAAACUCUGAUACGUGUUACUACCUCCACUAUGAAAAAUGUUGUUUCACACGUAUGUAGCGUUAUGGAGGUUGGCAAAUAUAGUACCGUUUAAAUAAGCUAUUGCAACACACUGUACUUACUAAUGUGGCAUGAGAUCACGUAGACACUUUAAAUAACUUGUUCGAGCAAAUGGUAAGGAGUUUAAGCAUGCGUGGGAUAGGCAUAAGGCUAUCCUAACUAUAAGAUAAGGCCAGGGACUAAUUAAAGUAUUUAGAAAAUUGGGCAGCCUAGAUGGGCCGAAUGGUUCUAAUCUGCCGUCACGUUCUAUGUUUCUAUGUAAAUGUUUCUUUCAUGAAGAUAAAUGGCUGUAUAUUAUCAGUUUAUAUAGGUUUGGAUUGUCUUGUUUUCACAUCUUUUGACCUGUUUAUCAAUUUUACAUGAUGGAUGUAUCUCACAGAUAUAGUAGAAGAAAUAUUAAACCCUUAGAGACACCGCUUCAGAAAAAAAGGCCUGCAUGACGGACAAUGCCCUUAAAGGGGUUAAAUCCUCACACCACCUUUAGAAUUAAUCCUUACCAAAAUUGUAUAAUUAUAAUGCAGAACUUGCCAUGCAAGGCACACUUCUAGUGAGUCUAAAAAGGGCCCAUUGUAAUUACAGCAAUAUCUCUAAAACAGGUGAGUUGUGAUAGUGAAGUUGAAAGACAGUGUUUAUGUUAUAAUCGUCAUACAGGGAUGUAUACUACAAUGAAAAAAGAAUGGAUGUUUAAAUGUUUGUGGCAUUAACACAGGAGCAAUAGAGAAAAUGUCAGAUUGGAACACCGAUGAAUAAAGAGCAACUGUCAAGAAAAAUAGGUGUUGCAAGUUAGGAUUGGCUGAAUUAUACCUACAUAGAAUAUGUCUAUGUUGUCUGAAUUGUAAAUGUAUAGUGUAUGAUCUAAAAGACAGAAUUAAAUACUACACAAGCAGAAAUUUACAAGCUUCAAACAUCAAAUUUAUUUAGGAAUAUAGAUAAACCUGCAUUCCAUGUUACACACAUUACCUAAGAAUGUAAUGAUAGAAAUGUUAUAAAGUGAGGACCUGAAAAAAUAUCUUACCUUGUCGCUGACGUCGCGGCUCUUAGCUCUGAGUUAGUUAACUUGAAACUCGGCAAUUUUGGCUCUCUCCUCGACUUCCUCCAGCUCAUGCUCGACCUUCCUGAACUUCCAAGUGAGCGUUGGCUUGUUCCUCCUGAGACACAUGAGGAAUAAUUAACAGCAAAGUCUAUAAAAAAGAUGACCACCACCUAAAGGGAACAGAGUAUUGUAACUGAACAUUUGUUGGCUACAAACAAGAUCUCAUUGAGUUUGUACUUACAGAUUCCUCAGCCUGUCUCUUGUAGGUUUUUACUUGCAGCUGCAGUUUGUCCACCACAUUUUUCCUGUCUUCUUCAGUUUGAAAGAGGAGAACACUUUUACAGUGCCUUUUUCAUUUUAAUGCACACAAGAAGAAUACCUGGUAAUACCCUGCAGGUAAAGUAGUCUUCUUGUGAGCAUUAAAAUGAAAAAGGCACUGGUCAAAAACAAAAAAUAUAUAGAUUUAAGAUAUUACUAAAAAAUUACUUUAAAAAAACAAUGCCAUAAUCUCCAGUAGACUCUGUAAAAGUGUUCUCCUCUUUCAGACUGAAGAAGACAGGAAAAAUG